CACUGCAGCGGUGUUUGCACUAUUCCUAUUAUUUUUGUGUUAGAAUGUAGAAUUUAUACUGAAUAUAUAACCAAUUAUAAUUUUAAACUAAAACAUAGAGAAUAAAAAACAAUAUGUGGUCUAUAAUAAUUUUAGUAAUAUUCUCAAUUAUUGCUUUUCUGAUUACCGAUGAAUUGAUACCCAAUUUGAAGGAAUUGUUCAUAAAAGCUGGUUUAGGUGGCAUAGAUUUAUGUAAAACUAGCAAGGAGAAAAUUCCUGAAGCAUUGGGAGUAGUCUCAGGAUGUGUUUUUCUGGUGACAUGUUUCUUAUUCAUUCCUAUAGUUUUUGGCAACAGCCUUAUGGACACUGCAAAUUUCCCUCAUAACGAAUUUGCAGAGUUGUUAGCAGCCCUCCUGUCCAUAUGCUGUAUGCUGCUGCUAGGGUUUGCAGAUGAUGUGUUGGACCUGCGGUGGCGCUACAAGUUACUGCUGCCCACUAUAGCAUCCCUGCCUUUGCUGGUGGUCUACUAUGUCAAUUUUAACUCCACUACAUUUAUUGUGCCAAUGCCUUUGAGGCAAUGGCUCGGGGUAUCAAUUAAUAUUGGAUUUCUCUACUACAUCUACAUGGGAAUGUUGGCAGUAUUCUGCACAAACGCCAUCAACAUCCUAGCUGGAAUCAACGGCCUGGAGGUUGGCCAGUCCGUGGUCAUCGCCAUCUCCAUCAUCAUCUUUGACAUCAUCGAGUUGAGGGGAGACCAGUACAAGGCCCACACAUUCUCACUACAUAUCAUGAUCCCUUACUUGACUACUGCACUAGCAUUGCUGAAGCACAAUUGGUACCCGUCCCGAGUGUUCGUCGGCGACACGUUUUGCUACGUCUCCGGCAUGACCUUCGCCGUCGUCGCCAUCCUGAGCCACUUCAGCAAGACAGUCAUCCUCUUCUUCAUACCACAAGUCAUCAAUUUCCUCUACUCAGUACCACAGCUUUUCCGUUUCAUACCCUGCCCCCGCCAUCGCCUCCCUAAAUACAGCGCUGAACUAGAUUUACUGCAACCUAGUAGAACUGUCAUAGUUAAAAAAGAAAUGAAACUAUUAGACUCUUUGAUGCUUGAAAUCUUAACUGUGCUACGCUUAGUAGAUAGAAGAGAAGACAAUGAAAGCAUAACUAUAAACAAUUUGACUUUAAUAAAUUUCUUUUUAAUCAAACUUGGGCCUAUGUCGGAGGUUAGAUUGACGACAAAGUUGAUGCUCUUCCAAGUUUUAUGCACUUGUAUCGCAUUUUUAAUAAGAUAUCCGUUGGCGUCAUAUUUUUAUGACACGUAGUUAGGUAAGCAUAUUUCCAUUUAGUUUUAAGGUAGAUAAAUACUAAAUGAAUGUUUUACAAGUGUUGUUUUCGUUGCGUUAUUUAUAUUUUAUGAAUAUAUUUUGUCAUGUAACUAAACUAAGAAUUUAUAGUUAAACUGAUCACAAUCGUCGAAACAGUUGACUAAUCAUAUUUGAACCUUAUUACUAAUGCCAUACGGUCCACUAGUAAAUAGUCAAUGGUGUGUGUAACUGUACAGUCAGCAUCAUUAGUAGCUGUUUGAAACUAUGUGCCAAAAGUAUCUGCCACCCUCUAUUAGAGCCAGCCAGCUUUUCAGAAUGGAGAUAAAACUACAGUUUUCGUUCACACGUAUUUUCUAGUCUAAUUUAUCACUACACGUGCGAAGCCGAGGCGGGUCGCUAGUUCUACUUAAUAUAAAAUACACGACUUAACAAAAAUAGAUAUGACUUCUAUUUUUGUUAAGCUUUUUCAGAACUACCGAUACUUUUGACGCAUUUGACGCUUUUGACUUUUGAUGGUUACUGUAGUAACAGCAACACUCUUAUCUGACCUCGAUGUACCUUAUGUCUUUGUAAUAAGGUUCACAUUGUCAGUUGACAAUGGAUUCGCAUUCUGGCAAUCACGUUGUGUAUAAAUGGGUGAAAAUUGCCUUGCCAAAUGAAGAAAUCAUUAAUCCUUGUAUGAUCUGAUGAAAUGUUCAAAGAGAUAGAUUAUCUACAAGUUAAAAUAUUAGGCAUGUAAAAUAUUCCGUAUUGACCGAUUUGAGAUAAAUAUUAACAAAAGUAAAGAUGUUUUUUAUACACCCCGGAUACUAAAAUUUUCUAUACAAAAUUAAGUAAUUUAGGCAGUAGAUUGGCCAAUGGAACAGUCAUUUUAUUAUCUGGGAUAUAAAAAUAUACCAAAAAAAAUAACAUGAAAAAC
This is a messenger RNA of Cydia splendana, 2223 nucleotides long. RefSeq names its product UDP-N-acetylglucosamine--dolichyl-phosphate N-acetylglucosaminephosphotransferase (gene Alg7). Gene Ontology annotation, molecular function: UDP-N-acetylglucosamine-dolichyl-phosphate N-acetylglucosaminephosphotransferase activity. The record is from RefSeq and is a predicted model, not a curated record. The transcript is spliced from 5 exons. Gene Ontology annotation, biological process: protein N-linked glycosylation; dolichol-linked oligosaccharide biosynthetic process. Bases 114 to 1301 code for a protein of 395 amino acids. Gene Ontology annotation, cellular component: membrane. Lineage: Eukaryota; Metazoa; Arthropoda; Insecta; Lepidoptera; Tortricidae.